Messenger RNA from Rhineura floridana, 6849 nucleotides. RefSeq names its product family with sequence similarity 181 member B (gene FAM181B). NCBI's taxonomy places the organism in Eukaryota, Metazoa, Chordata, Lepidosauria, Squamata, Rhineuridae. The record is from RefSeq and is a predicted model, not a curated record. The transcript has a single exon. Bases 357 to 1586 code for a protein of 409 amino acids.
CAAGCGCUGAUGUCCGGACGCGCCCUCUCUCCCUCUCUUGUUCUGGUUUGCAUCGGUGACCCAGGCAACGAAAGGCGGAUCGAGCCAAGGAGGGAGGGUGCGUUGCGCGCGGUUGCAGGACACAGAGGCAGAAGAGCCCCGAGAGAGAGAGAGAGAGAGAAGAGAGAAAAUGCCACCGCGCCACACUGGCGGCUGGCCCCGACGACCAUUUCCUUCCCUCCAGGACGCAAAGUGACCACGAGGCGGUCCUGAACAGCGGCGGGCAGAAGAGAGAGAGACGUUUUUAAAAAGUAAGACCCUCUGCAUAUUUUUUUUAAAAAAAACUCUCUGGAAGGAGCAAAGCGACCCGCCGCGCGAUGGCUGUGCAAGCGGCAACCGUUCACCCCCAUCACCAUUUCAUCCCCUUUUGCUUUCCGGCGGCGGCGGCUGCUGCCGCGGGGUUAGGGGAUUUCGUAGACUUGGAGAAGACCUACGAAGACGGGGGUUCCCUCCUGUUGGGAGGAGGAGGAGGAAGCGAUCCGGGGGAUUUCAGAGAAGCCACCCGCGACCUUUUGAGCUUCAUCGACUCGGCUUCCAGCAACAUCAAGCUGGCCCUGGACAAGCCGGUGAAAUCCAAGCGGAAAGUGAACCACCGGAAAUAUUUGCAGAAGCAGAUCAAGCGCUGCACCGGCAUGAUCGGAGGCGCCCAGGCCACGGCGGCGUCCCCAGCGCCCGGAAGCCAAGAGGCGUCUAAUAAUAAUAACAGCAACAGUAAUAAUAUCAGCCAUCACCACCAUCAUCCUAAUAAGCGGACUUCGGCCGGGUCGGCGCUCGGGGGCACUUCUUCGGCGUCCGCCUCGCCACCCAGCGGCGGCGCGGCGCACUGGAAGCCGCCGGCCAAGCGCGAAGCCAGCGCGCUGCAGAGCAAAAGCCUGGCCGCGCUCUUCGACUCCUUGCGGCCGUCGGGUUUCGAGCGGGCGGGCGCCAUCGGAGCUGCUGCUGCCGCUGCUGCCGCCGCCGCGGUUGCUGCAGGCGGCGGGCUGGGAGGAGGGAAAGAAGGCGGCCCGGGUCCAUCUGCUGGUGGCGGCGGUGGAAAGAAGGUGCCGCUCCGGAACCGCAAUUUGCCCCUUUCCUUCUUCACCGAGCCGGCCCCGACGAGCCGCGUUGGAGGCGCCGCGGCGCCGAGUACCGGCCUGAAAGAACCCGGAGCAGGCCUCCUCCCGGCGGACGAGCUGUUUGACCUCCUGGCCGUCCCCGAUUACGGCAGCCUCCUCCCGGAGCCGCAGCAAGAGCAGUCGGUCUUCCAGAGUAGCCGUCUGCAGCCGUCGGAUCUGGGCAUGGAGGCGCCUUUGUACGAGCCUCUCCACCCGCUGACCCACUUGCUCUUCCCCGAGACCCCUUUGCGCCCCGUCGCCGCCCUGUACGCCACCCCGUCGGAGCCAGCGGCGACGGCACCCGACAGCAGCACGACGGCGGCGACGGCCCACUUACCCACCGCAGCCUUUGCGCCUUUCUUUCCCGAUUGCGCUCUCCCGCCUGCCCCCGCCAUAUCCUACGAUUACGCCCCAGGAUAUAACAGGGGGGUGCCCCCUUAUUCCAGCCUUUAGGUUAAGGUGUUGAAUUUUGAAAAAAGACGCGCUACCUGGGCUGUCAGGUCCCCAAAGUUGGGGGGGGGGCGGUUCAAACUUUGGGGAGGCAGAAGGAGGCGCUGUUUUUUGGACCUCCUAGACCUAGAAGGUGUGGAAUAAGUGACGUCUAUUAAGGGGAAUGGCCUUGGAAAGCCUUGAAUUCCUUUCAAAUGGCCACUGGGUGAAUGGACAUCAGUCAGAACAUAAGAAGAGCCCUGUUGGAUCAGGCCAAGGGUCCAUCUAGGCCAGCCCACUCUUCUCACAGUGAACAACCAGAUGCCUCUUCUGGGAAGCCCUCAAGCAGGAUCUGAGUGCAACAGCACUCUCCUCUCUUGUGGAUUCCAACAACUGGCUUUCAGGAGACAUAACUGCCAAUCCUAUGCAUGUCUCCUAGGAAGUUAAACCACACUUGAGUUCAGAGUGAGACUUACUCCCAGGUAUGUAUGCAUAGGACUGCAGCCUUAAACUGGUUUCACAGUCUUGCUUCUGUUCAGGAAACUGAAUAAACUGCAAUCCUAACCAUGCGUACUCAGAAGAAGUAAGUCCUGUUGAAUUCAGUGGGGUUUACUCCCAGUUAAAGUUUUAGGAUUGUAGCUGUAAAGAAUCAAUUAGAUGUGACCUACCUUAGAAAGUAUGUGGGGAGGUGGAGGGGACCCCAGAACACUGGCGGUGUUUAACCCUUCCCCUGCCACGAUUCUGAUAAAAAUGCUGCUAUUAUCCAGACACAUAGACCUUGAUGUGUUUUAAUCUUUUUAGUUAGUUGCUGUUUUAAUUGUUUUUUUAAAUGUUUUAAUUACUUGUUUUUAACUGUUUUAUUGAUAAGUUUAAAUGUGUUUUCUAAAACCGCUUAGACUGAGGGGUUUUUUUUACAAUCAAGCGGUAUAUAAAUAUUGUUAAAAUAAAAUAAUAAUAUGGGAAAGACUUGGGGGGAGGGAGGGGAAAUCUCCCAUUGACACCAAUGAGAACUUCCCCCAUAAGGCUAGUAGCAAGGUGGGAUUUUCAUCAGGACCGUGGCUGAGGAGGAAAGAGUAGACCUCCCCAUCCUGCAUGCUGUAGUCCCAAUGAAAAUCAACCACCUCCCUUAAUUAAAUAGAAAGCAAUCUCAUGUGCUUUUGGGUAGUAUUAGCUUGGCCCUUAUACUGGCUUAGCAUCCAGCCGUUUUCUUCCUGUGGGCUGAUGUCGCCUAAGGGAGGUGAAGGAUCCCAGCGAGGAUUCUACACUGCAGCUCCCAGGAUUCUUUGGGUGAGUCACCAUGACAGUUCAGUGAGUGCAGAAAACUUGUUUGCCAUGUCGCUUUCCAAGCUCCCAAAUGACUGUGGAAAUGGGUCACACAGAGGAGGUCCAGGAUCUUGUCUCGAUUGUCCCAAAGUGCAGGACAUGGAAUAAUGGGCUCAGGUUGCAGGAAGACAGAUUUCGACAACAUCAGGAAAAACUUCUUAACUGUUAGAGUGGUGUGACAACGAAAUCAAUGACCUCGGGAGGUGGUGGGCUCUCCAACACUGGAGGCCUUCAAGAGGCAGCUGGACAGCCACCUGUUGGGGAUGCUUUAAUUUGGAUUCUUGCAUUGAGCAGGGGGUUGGACUUGAUGGCCUUACAGGACCCUUCCAACUAUACUAUUCUGUGGCCAGUAAUACUAGCCACAACGGCUGCUUACUACCUCCACUGUCGGAGGCAGUAUAUAGACCAGUUCCUGAGGAGCACAAAUAGGGAGAGUGCUGUUGUGCUUAGGUCCCGCUUCCCAUAAGCAUCUGGGUGUCCACUGUGAGAACAGGAUGCUGGACAAGAUGACAAGCUUUUGGUUUGAUCCAGCAGGGCUUUUCUAAUAUUCUUACGGUUGCUUAUAAAGUAGGUCUUUGGGGAUGGUUACGUUUUGGCAAAAGCUUUUCUGUCUUAUGGGUGGUUCAUACCAGCAUUGAAGAAUGAAAGAGGGUGGUUGGUUGAGGUGUGAAACGUAUCCUUAGUGCCAAAUGGGAUCAAUUCUUAGGUAUCUCUUUGGGAAUCCAGCACAUAAAAGUGGGAAGGGUGUUUUUCUUAAAAAAAACAACAACCUGAACUGAAAACACCUGUUGAUCCUACUUCCCUUUUGGUUUUAGAUCUGAUUUCCAGUGGUCCCAUAAGUUUAAAAACUCCCUGCAAGUAGAAAAGGAGGUCAGCUGGCAAAAGGCUAAAGCCGAACCUGAAUCUUACUUGAAACCUACCACAAGGAUUUAUGGCUGCAGUUCUCUGCUUGUUUACAUGGGAGUAAAUACUGGUGAACUCAGUGGGACUUUUGGGGAGAGGCCAAAACUGGAUGGUAGAACACCUGCUUUGCAUGUAGAAGGUCCCAGGUUCAAUCCCCUGCAUCACCAAGUAUGGGUGGAAAAGCCUCCUGUUUGAAACUCUUGUAGAGGCUCUGCCAGUCUGUAGAUAACACUGAGCUAGAUUCACCAGUGGUCUGACUCAGUGCGAGGCCGCUUCCUACAAUCGGCACAUCUGAUUUAUAACAUUCUUAGUCUCCUCAUAUUAUUCAUGAAUAUGAAGAAUAUCUCCCCUGCUGACUUACUUCCUACUGAUUGCUCUGAAUUUAUGGGCUGAGAUGCAGGGGAUGGGACCCAGGUUGCUUCACAAAAGUACACCCCCUAUACUUAGGUAUGGGGGGGAAGUGCCCACCCAUAUGGCACGUGAAAAUCACAUGUCGCUUUUGCUGCAUAUUUACAGUGCAGUUUGGAAGCCUGACCAUACUUUUCACGGCACAUGUAUUUGUGGCGUGUGCACUGGUGUUCCCUGGAAGAGUGUUGUCAAUUGUAAAGGGAGAUGCAUGAUUCUAAACGUGUGGAAGACACUUUCCUGGAAGUGUUUCCAGUUGAGAUCCCUGGCACAUGGCCCAGCGUGUUUACCAGAUGCACAUGUCUCUAUCACACACUGUGGUUCACCGGGAGGCAUGUGGUGUAUUCAUGGAAAACACCUUUGUAAAUGACCACUCAUCUGGUCGCCUGUGCUGAGUUAAGGAAUUCCUCCAGAUGACCAGGCUACAAAAUUUGUUCUGUUUUGUUUCCUUUUUGGUCACAACUAAUAUAGAUAUGAGUGAUCUGAUAUGCAAGUAAGCAUUUUGGUGGGAUGGAAACCUUUAUUGACGUAGGCCCAAAAUAUAUAUGGAUGUGGGAGACCUGUAAUUGGAUCCCCUGACAUUUUUUUUACUUUCCUUUGAAGCAGGGGUGGGUAACUCAUGCCCUUUCAGGUGUUUCUGAACUAUAACUCCCAUCAUCCCUGGACAUUGGCCAUGAUGGCUGGGGCUGAUGGGAGCUGUAGUUCAGCAACAUUUGGAGGGCCAUUGUUACCAUCCCUGUUUUAAAGCAAUCCAUAGGGAUAACAUUAGCUGUGUCUGUGUGUGUUGGUUUAGAUUUGGAGAAACAGUUCAGGGGAAAGAAUUAAAACUUUCCACCCAGCAUCCCUGCUAUCAGAAUUGAAGCCCUCCUGGGUCUCUUGACUUCACAGUGUAUUUUAGAGCCAGGCUAGAUUCCACCCAGCAGAAAGUGAUAGAAUUCUGUAUGGUACCAGUUCUGAGUGCUGGUGGGAAGUAUAUUGCACUUUUGAAAGUUUCGCAUGUAAAAAGGAACACAAACCCCCUCUCUGCAUGUAGUAAAGUAACACAUCCAAGCUUGCUUUCUUGGGGGAGCAUUCAAAGCAGGUGAACCCCCCCCCCACUAUCUGAAGUGGAACAGUCUAGAAUAAAUCUUCUCGAUCGUCCCAGAGUGCAGGACACGGAAUAAUGGGCUCAAGUUGCAGGAAGCCAGAUUUUGACUGAACAUAAGGAAAAAAUUCCUAACUGUUAGAGCCAUACGACAAUGGAACCAGUUACCUAGAGAGGUAGUGGGCUCUCCGACACUGGAGGCCUUCAAGAGGCAGCUGGACAGCCAUCUGUCGGGAAUGCUUUGAUUUGGAUUCCUGCAUUGAGCAUGGGGUUGGAUUUGAUGGUCAUAUAGGCCCCUUCCAACUCUACUAUUUUAUGAUUCUAUUAAAUCAUUACUCAUUCUGCGUAAUGAUUGGCUGUUAAUUGAAAGGCUAGUGUGGUGGGGUGUGCGUUAUGGCUUCCAAAUGUGCUUGUUUGGCAGAACAGACGCACCAUUUUUCACGCAGGGCACAACAUACGGCAUAAAGAUUUCCCCUCCAUUCCCCUCCUGGAAGAAAAAUGCCACGUCUGAAGCAGCCAUAAUUCAGUGCCAGAAUUUCUUCAUUUCACUACUGAUUCUCCUAGAAUCUCCUCCCCCCUUGCUGUUGAGGGGACCAUUCAGGCUGCACAUUGCACAGGUAGCCCUCAGCCCACACAAGGUAAGAUUAAGGGACAUGGUCUGCUAGGGGUUUCCACCAUGCACUCUUGAUUGAAAUGCAUGGCAUGGAUGUGCUUUUUUGAAACUAGUGGAGCUGGCGCAGCAGGAAUUCCUGCUGGAUUGUGCCCACUGUGGUUUGCCUGGUGCCAUGGAACUCGGCAAACAGAACCGACAUUCACUGAAAAAGAUGACAAAUGUGCCCUAUGGCUGUUACAUUUUUUUUUCUGCCACCACAAAAGGGAAAUAAAACUUACUCAUGUCACAUUAAGAGAUGAGAAUUGUCUGGUCAGUGGAGAGGUCCAAAGAAUGGAAUUAAUUUCCAGCUCCAAGAAUGGGCACACUGACAACUGAAAUUUUGGUGAUACGGAUCUGAGAUGGUAAUGGCAGCAUGGUGCUUGUGUAGUGGACCAUGGAAUGCUGGGAAAGGGGUGCAGUUUAGCCCAUCGGCCAUUUUGGCAGUCAGCUCUGUGGCAUUCUGUUGUGCCUUUCUGUGGUGUUCUGCAAAACUUUUAAGAGGAAUUUUUAAAGCUGUGGUAUCCAUCCAUAGGCAGGGUGAGAAGCAGGUUUUCCUGUGGGACGAUCUGUUAGGUGUGUCACGCAUCGAGGAGUGGGUGAUGAGUUGGCAAAGCUGUGCUAAAAGAGGAAUUGGGUAUUGGUUAAGAUGGCACAGCAUAUGACAUAGGGGCAUGGCCAUAAAAUGUGACAUACUUUGUGGAUUCUCCCUCUCGAAAUAAGAGGCAUUGGGUGCUCCUUAAAGUGGUAGUUUACAAAUGUUUUGCCAUGGACCACUUGAAAAUUGCUGAGGGUCUUGGCGCACCACUUAAUGAUUUUUCUGCUGUUGUAGCAACUAAUGCACUGUGCUAGGUGCUGUAUGAUUUUUAAUUGUAUUUUUGUUGCCUCUUCUUUUUCUUGCCUAUUGUAUUUUAUCCACAGAA